Hemiscyllium ocellatum (epaulette shark) is the source of this 5640-nucleotide messenger RNA. It is a transcript of the gene abcc5, whose product is annotated as ATP-binding cassette, sub-family C (CFTR/MRP), member 5. Gene Ontology annotation, molecular function: ATP binding; ATP hydrolysis activity; ABC-type transporter activity. The record is from RefSeq and is a predicted model, not a curated record. The coding region runs from base 460 to 4743 and encodes 1427 amino acids. Gene Ontology annotation, cellular component: membrane. The transcript has 30 exons. Gene Ontology annotation, biological process: transmembrane transport. NCBI's taxonomy places the organism in Eukaryota, Metazoa, Chordata, Chondrichthyes, Orectolobiformes, Hemiscylliidae.
UCAGACCUUAUCGAGCAACAGCAGAAUUUCUCGGAGGGAAGAGACGUCAAACCUAAUGGGAAGGAUCGCAGAGAGUUUUUUUUCUGCUCCCCUUGUCUCGUGAAAUAACAAUCUUGACAUAUUAAGUUUAAAGAAAAAAUAUAAAUAGAUUCUAUAUAUAAAUAUAUAAUCUGACUGAUCUGGAUCGGAUAAAAUUACGUCCAUAAAGGGGCAAACAAACAAAAUCUGAAACGGUUCUGGCAGUGGAGAGCAAAAACCAGUUCGGAAACGCUGCGAAUUUCGAGUGGAAAGGAGUUUCCUCGCCCUUGAGGGGGAAAAUACACGCCCGAAACAAUUUAACGGGGACCGUGUGGUAAGUGAAACCACAAAAUCGGAACAGCGCAAUUACAGAGGAGGAGGAGGAGCAGCAGCACAGAAACGCAUCAACAAAUUUUGGGAUGGUUUCAAAAGGAUGUGAACAUGAAGAAUACUGAUGUUGCAAUAGAAUAUGAAAUCACCAAACCUGCAUGUAAAAUGGCGAUUAGAAAUUCUAAGCAUUUGGAAAAUUAUAAUGAAGGAACAGAAACACAGACAGAGUUGUGUGAAGAUGCUUUGGAGACAGCAGGUCGGGUGGAAGGUCUAUCAAUGGAUGUUUCAAUGUAUUCUUGUAUGCAAAUUCAAGAUGAGAGAAACCAGAAGGGCAAGUACCAUCAUAGCCUACAUCUGCUGAAGCCCUUUCGUAACUCCUCCAAACAGCAGCAUCCUGUGGACAAUGCCGGUUUCUUCUCAUUCAUGACCUUCAGUUGGUUGACAUCUUUGGCCUUCACAGCUUAUAAAAAAGGGGAGCUCCUUCUUGAAGAUGUUUGGCCUCUGUCAAAGUAUGAAUCUUCUGAAGUCAAUGGUCGAAGAUUAGAGCGACUAUGGCAAAUAGAAUUGAAAGAACGUGGCCGGGAUGAUGCUUCAUUGAAUACAGUGAUUUGGAGAUUCUGCCAGACACGGCUGGUUAUCGCUAUGAUCUCUUUGAUGGUUACAAUGGUGGCUGGCUUCUGUGGACCAGCUUUUCUUGUCAAGCGUCUCCUGGACUACACAGCAUUGAGUGAAUCAAACCUGCAGUAUGGCUUGUUCUUAAGUCUUGGAUUGUUUUUGACUGAAGUAGUCCGUUCCUGGUCACUGGCAAUGACCUGGGCACUGAACUAUCGCACAGCUGCUAGGCUUCGAGGAGCUGUCCUGACCAUGGCAUUUGACAAGAUUCUAAAACUUAAGAAUAUAAAGGAGAAAUCUUUGGGUGAGCUUAUCAAUAUUUGUUCAAGCGAUGGACAGCGACUGUUUGAAGCAGCUGCAGUCGGAAGUUUGCUUGCAGGAGGGCCUCUUGUAGCAGUUCUGGGAAUGAUUUAUAAUGCCACAUUGCUUGGUCCUACUGCAUUUCUUGGUUCUGCAGUCUUCAUACUUUUUUACCCAGCUAUGAUGUUCGUGUCCCGGUUGACUGUGUACUUCAGAAGGAAGUGUAUUUCUGUGACUGAUGAACGUGUUCAAAGGAUGAAUGAAAUAAUUUCUUACAUAAAAUUUAUCAAAAUGUAUGCUUGGGUGAAGGCGUUUUCUCAGAGCAUUCUCAAAAUACGAGAGAAGGAACAACAAAUUUUGGAGUAUGCUGGAUAUUUUCAAAGCAUUUCAGUGGGUGUUGCUCCAGUUGUUGUGGUUAUAGCUAGUGUGGUAACUUUUUCUGUCCACAUGCUCUUGGGAUAUGACCUCACUGCUGCAGAGGCUUUCACUGUGGUGACAGUUUUCAAUGCUAUGACGUUUUCUCUUAAAGUCACUCCAUUCUCUGUGAAAUCACUUUCUGAGGCAUCUGUAGCUGUGGAGAGAUUCAAGAGUUUAUUUCUAAUGGAAGAAUUUCACAUCAUAAGAAAGAAGCCAGAAUGUCCUCAAAUCGCCAUAGAGCUGAAAAGCGCUACUCUGGCUUGGGACUGCCCAGACUCCAGUGCCCAGGCUUCACCCAAGAUGACUCCCAACUUCAAAACAGACCAGCACGAUACCAAAAUGAAGAAAGAGAAAAAGAAACUACACCAGAAUGUACAAAGUGGUCCACUAACUGAACAAAACGGACAUCUGCUAAUAGACAGUGAUGAACAACCCAGCCCUGAUGAGAACAAAGGGAUUUAUUUGACUAAUCCCAGACUGCAGAGAACUCUCUACAACAUCAACCUUAGUAUUCCAAAGGAGAAGCUGGUUGGAAUCUGUGGCAGUGUGGGCACUGGCAAAACAUCCUUGAUUUCUGCUGUUCUGGGACAGAUGACCCUGAUAGAAGGAAGUAUUGCAGUUGAUGGAGAUUUUGCUUACGUUGCCCAGCAAGCAUGGAUUCGAAGUGCCACUGUCAGAGAGAAUAUUGUGUUUAGCAAAGCAUUCAAUGAAGAAAGAUACAACAGUGUACUUACUGCCUGCUGCCUGAGACCGGAUCUUGCAAUAUUGCCCAAUGGGGAUAUGACAGAGGUGGGAGAACAUGGAGCUAAUUUGAGUGGAGGACAACGACAGAGAAUCAGUUUGGCACGUGCUUUGUACAGUGACAGAAGCAUUUAUAUUUUGGAUGAUCCUCUUAGUGCAUUGGAUGCUCAUGUAGGAAACCACAUCUUUAACAAUGCAAUUAAAAAACAGCUGAAAUGGAAGACUGUUCUCUUUAUCACACAUCAACUCCAGUAUCUGGUAGACUGUGAUGAAGUGUUGCUGAUGAAGGACGGCUGUAUAACUGAGAGAGGGUCUCAUGAAGAGUUAAUGAUUUUGAAUGGUGAUUAUGCUGCAAUGUUCAACAAUCUACAACUGGGAGAUACUCCACAUGUUGAGGUAAACAAAAAUAGCUUGAACAAUUCCUUAAAGAAAUCUCAAGAAAAAAGCCAGACUGGAUCUGUGAAGAAAGAAAGAAACACAAAUAAGGCAGCAGAUCAGCUUAUACAAGCGGAGGAUAAAGGGAAAGGUUCUAUACCGUGGUCUGUGUACGGUGUGUACAUCCAGGCAGCAGGCGGCCCUCUUGUAUUUUUCCUUGUGAUGAUUCUUUUUGUCCUGAAUGUAGGGAGUGUUGCUUUUAACAACUGGUGGCUUAGUUACUGGAUCAAUGCAGGCAGUGGGAAUAUAUCUGCAACUUUGGAGAAUGAAACAUAUGUAAGUCACAACAUGAAGGACAAUCCACAUAUGCAUUACUAUGCGGGGAUCUACGCACUGUCAAUGGCAGUAAUGCUAAUUAUAAAGGGAGUUCGUGGUGUUGUAUUUGUUAAGGGAACACUUGGAGCCUCAUCCAGGCUGCAUGAUGAACUCUUUCACAAGAUCCUCAGGGGUCCCAUGAAGUUUUUUGACACCACUCCUUCUGGCCGAAUCCUUAAUAGAUUCUCAAAAGAUAUGGAUGAAGUGGACACACGGCUACCUUUCCAAGCAGAGAUGUUUAUUCAGAACAUCAUCCUGGUGUUUUUCUGCAUUGGUGUAGUUGGUUCUGUCUUUCCAUGGUUUCUUGUUGCUGUUGGCCCUCUUGUCAUUCUGUUCAUGAUUCUCAACCAAGUAUCAAGGAUAUUUAUUAGAGAGUUGAAGCGUUUGGACAAUAUCACUCAGUCUCCUUUUCUGUCACAUAUCACGUCCAGUAUCCAGGGACUAACUACAAUCCAUGCUUAUAACAAAACUGGAGAGUACCGACGCAGGUAUCAGGAGCUGUUAGAUGCUAAUCAGGCUCCAUUCUUCUUGUUCACCUGUGCAAUGCGCUGGCUUGCUGUGAGAUUGGAUAUAGUCAGUAUUGCUCUUAUUGGCACAACUGCAGUGAUAAUAGUUGUAAUGCAUGGACACAUUCCUCCAGCUUAUGCAGGACUUGCCAUUUCCUAUGCUGUCCAGCUCACCGGUUUAUUUCAGUUUACUGUUCGACUUGCUUCUGAGACUGAGGCUAGGUUCACCUCUGUGGAAAGAAUUAAUCACUACAUAAAGACUCUGAAAUUGGAGGCUUCAGCUCGUAUUAAGGAUAAAACUCCACCUGCAGACUGGCCUCAACAAGGGCAAAUAACAUUUGCAAAUGUAGAGAUGAGAUAUCGUGAGAAUCUACCUCUGGUGCUAAAGAAAGUGUCCUUUACCAUUAAACCUCAAGAAAAAAUUGGUAUUGUGGGCAGAACUGGGUCAGGUAAAUCUUCGUUAGGAAUCGCACUAUUCCGAUUGGUUGAGCUCUCAGGUGGUUCAAUAUUCAUUGAUGGAGUGAACAUUACUGAAAUUGGUUUGGCCGAUCUUCGCAGCAAACUAUCUAUUAUACCCCAAGAACCAGUUUUGUUCACUGGCACUGUAAGGUACAAUCUAGAUCCUUUUCAGCAGUACACUGAGGAGCAAGUAUGGGAUGCAUUGGAACGAACACACAUGAAAGAAUGUAUUUCUCAACUGCCUUUAAAAUUGGACUCUGAAGUGGUGGAAAAUGGAGAGAAUUUCUCUGUUGGAGAGAAACAGUUAAUAUGUGUAGCCAGGGCUUUGCUACGGAGAUGUAAGAUUCUAGUGUUAGAUGAAGCGACUGCUGCCAUGGAUACAGAGACUGAUUCUCUGGUGCAAGAGACAAUCCGAGAAUCAUUUGCUGACUGUACAAUGUUGACCAUUGCACAUCGUUUGAAUACGGUACUCAACUGCGAUCGCAUCAUGGUGCUAAGUCAGGGCCAGGUUAUGGAAUUUGAUGAGCCAUCUGUUCUUCUUGCCAAUGAAAACUCAAGAUUUUGUGCAAUGUUUGCUGCUGCUGAAAAUAAAGCCACAAUAAAGGGCUAACAAAGUCUACAGAAUUUUCUUCAGAAUUAACUUACUUGCUGCUUGUGAUAAGUUGUCAACAUUUGUCUAUCCUAGGACAACAUAUCCUCAGUUGUUUUACAACAACUUACACUAUUUAUGUAUGCCCAGAGUAAUUUCAGAUACUCUAAGACUUUGUUUUCUGAAUUUUCUUUUAGGAUUUUUAAUUGAAAGCUGAGCUAAUUCUAUUAACUACAAAUCAAUUCAAGGUUCAGGGAGCCUUAGAUGUUAGUUUCAAAUGCCUAUAAGUUAAGCCUCACACAUUACAGAUCUAUAAAUCAAUACAUAGAGUAUUUGCAGUGCUUAUAUGCUGUGCUUUAUUUUGUAUUCUAUUUUUGCACUGUUAUAUUGUGCUUUCUUUUAUAUUCUACUCCUGUACAGUUUUACACUGUAUCAGAAUUUGCUAUUUAACUGUGAGACAGUUGUCAAUGUCAAGUUAUAUUUAUAUAGAAUAAAGAUUACACCAAUUCAUAAAUCAAAUUAAUAUUCUUCACUGUUUAAUCCAGACAGCAGUAGAUGUUGUCAUGAUAAACAGUACCAAAUAGAUUUAUUUUAAUCAUUCUAAUUCUAGUAUGGCACUAAAUUCUUUGGAGUUUUUUUUGUUACUAGGAAAAAUAUACCUCAGGUUCAAAUUAUUUUACCGUAUGAUUUGUACUGUUGACAUUUAUUGUCCAUGUGCACUGUGGGUAUAAGCUACUUCCUUAAGACCAUGUAAAAGUGGUUUUUGCUGUUACCAUAGAAUGCUUGUUGUACAAAUCCUGGCCAUGUUGCACGUAUUUGUCACCUUGUAGAGUUUAGAGCCUUAGCAUGAUUUUGCAAAUCAAGAAAACCUGCCUUGUUAAAUCUUUAAAUAUAAAUAAACUAUUUUAUGUUAAUACA